This is a messenger RNA of Topomyia yanbarensis, 2745 nucleotides long. RefSeq names its product growth factor receptor-bound protein 2 (gene drk). The coding region runs from base 1204 to 1839 and encodes 211 amino acids. The record is from RefSeq and is a predicted model, not a curated record. The transcript is spliced from 5 exons. NCBI's taxonomy places the organism in Eukaryota, Metazoa, Arthropoda, Insecta, Diptera, Culicidae. Gene Ontology annotation, molecular function: protein binding.
UCUGUUUCGGUGUGUGUUCUCAGUACGACGUUCGAUUGCGUUUGUUCCGUUCCAGUCGUGUUCGUUGUGUCUCGGUCGUUUCGGUAUAGUGUUUCUGCUGCAGUAGUUUUUUUUUUUUAAAUUAUUACGGUUCCAAAGCGGAGAUAGCAUAGACUAGCGACUAACGACGACGAGAAGCUAGGCGAAGUUUUCACUGCAAUCACUUUGGGUGCGUUUUUUGAACCCUCGCACGAAACCGCAACCAGAAGCAUAUUUGACAUCGUUUUUUUUUUGGAAGUUUGGAAUGUCUACUGGUUGUGAAUCGGUUGCUCGGUAAUCUCGACUGAGGAGAACUCUUUCAUCUGUCGCCUCGUAACGAUUUCGGUGCUGUGUUUACUGCGGUAGUCGGGUAGUACAUGAACAUCACUAGAAAGUGCAAGUUGUCAAAAAUAUGUGCGUUUGUGAACUUGUGCGGCUAUUUAUAAAAUCUGAUUAGACAUUACGACAGUCGACAGCCCCGAGGUGGGAUACAGUUUUUCUCUAGAUUGGAGAUUGUGAAACCACCAGCAAGCGAGUGUAGAAAACGGCGAAACUUAAAGAAGAAACCGAGGUUGAUAUUAUUCUUUUUUCUUGUUUUUUCAUCAUUCCCUUUAUCUUUCCGUGUGUGCGUUUUAGUCCGUGUAUACUUCACGGUCGGAGUGUUCGAAAAAGUGAAUUGUUCGUUGAGAAAAAGAAAAAUAAAUAUCGUGCAUACGAAUAAGCGAAAUCGCAUCGGUUUUGUGCGAUUAAUGAUCGGCAGCAAAUAGCGAGUGAUAAGAAGAGCAGAAAAAACACGUGCAGGAAGAAAACGUAAAAGGGAAAAGUGCAUACAACAAGUACCACACCAUCACCAAACCAAACCGCGGACCAGCUAGUGGAAGCAGAAAUCCAAUAAAAUAUCGGCGUGAUUUGGGGAAGCUGCGAGAAAGCGAGUUGAAGUGUGCUUUCCUACACUCGCGCCGUGGUGAGUGGUAUAUGUGUGCCUGCUGCUGCUAACCGGAGGCAGUGUGGGGUCGUCGGUGGAAUUCUUGGCAUAAGGAUUUCUGCCUGUUCGACCGGCCGGUCGUCUGUCUGUGUCUCUGACUGCCUGUCUGCCUGCCGGCUUGCCUGAACCGUCUCGGCUGGUGCUGAUCCUAUCCUAACAUCGUCUGGUGGGGCAAAAGUGUCCGUGCAACAUACGGCAGCAUGGAAGCGGUGGCCAAGCACGAUUUUAAUGCCACGGCCGACGAUGAGCUGAGUUUCCGGAAGAACCAGGUUUUAAAGAUUCUUAAUAUGGAAGACGACAUGAAUUGGUAUCGAGCCGAGCUAGAUGGGAAAGAAGGUCUGAUACCUAGCAACUAUAUAGAAAUGAAAAAUCACGAUUGGUACUACGGUCGCAUCACCCGAGCAGACGCCGAGAAACUCCUGUCCAACAAACACGAGGGUGCAUUCCUGAUACGGAUCAGCGAGUCCAGUCCGGGCGAUUUCAGUCUUUCGGUCAAGUGUUCCGACGGGGUGCAACACUUCAAGGUGCUCCGCGACGCACAGGGCAAAUUCUUCCUCUGGGUGGUCAAAUUCAGCUCACUGAACGAACUCGUCGACUACCACCGGACCGCCAGCGUAUCCCGCUCACAGGAGGUCAAACUGCGUGACAUGGUGCCGGAGGAGAUGCUGGUGCAGGCCCUAUACGACUUUGUCGCGCAAGAAUCCGGCGAGUUGGACUUCCGACGAGGGGACGUCAUCACCGUCACAGACCGCUCCGAUGAGCACUGGUGGAACGGCGAGAUCGGCAACCGGAAAGGACUAUUCCCAGCAAUAUACGUAGCACCCUACCAUUCAUAAGAUCUAAGUAUAUUAUUAUUUUUUGCUAUAUAUAAUAUUAUAUAUUUUUAAUGUUUAACUGAAACACAAAAACAAAAUGGUGAAAAAAAACUAACACUAAAAGAAACAAUCAACGGCAGAGGUGGUAAUCGCACACGCUCUCGUUCCGGGACGGGGCGGAAAGCUAAUGUGACGUUUGCGUUUGCGAUAUACCACUGGAAUCCUGCCGGAUGCCAAUAUAACAUGCGAUGCGGCGAGCGGAACGAUUUAUAGAGACGCGUACGUACGAGGUAACGUCGAAAGGACGCAGUAAGAAUGAUGUAAAUUGUCGUAUAUAAGCAAAACGAGAAAUUUCCGCCAGCAGGCAAAAAUCACCGUUUUUGGCUGUUGGCGAAAAAAUACUCCUAAACAUAAAUACGCGGAAUCAAAAGAAAUCAAAUUCAGGUGUUAAAUGUUUAGAUUGGAUAAUCUUCCACACAAGUUUUAGAUGAAAACGAGAUACACCCCAGAGACAAAAAAUAACACCAGAGGAAAAACAAACAUACCCAUUAGCAUAACUGAGAUAAUCGAAAAAACUAUUGUGGAAUACAAUAACGAAAAAAGUAACUAAUGUUUAUAGUUUUUCUUGUUUUUUUUUGUUGUAUAAACUCACUUUUGGAGCAUUUCUAUAUCCUCGUUCUCGUUUUUUGUAAUUAUUUUAUGUAGACGCGGUUAGGUUUUUCUAUUGAGUAUAAGCACCGUGUAGAAAACAAAGUUUGACUAAUUUCUUCUCGCAGAAAAGCGUAGUUUUGUCAUUAUGUGUAAUAGCUCGUAAGUGUAACCAGUCACACAAAAUAAAGGGAAAAAGUAGACUUUCAACUGACCAUCUUCGUUUUCCAAUUCGCGUUACAAAAAUCUUAUUUUACAAUCCUGCAUUUGCAUCAAAAG